Messenger RNA from Durusdinium trenchii, 1697 nucleotides. Lineage: Eukaryota; Dinophyceae; Suessiales; Symbiodiniaceae. The record is from the annotation of a GenBank genome assembly.
AGCCACGAGCGGCUCAGAGACAGCCCCUGCCACAGUGCCGUCGGAAAGCUAUUUAGGACGAAACCAAGAUGGGGCGCAAGCAGAAAGCAGGCAAAGAAGAAGGAGGGGAAGGAGGCGAAGGCAUGAAACAGAUGCAAAGUGCCUUUGCCAACCUGCAGCGGAUGAUGGCAAUGAGCAACCCUGGUAUGUUUGGCGAGAAUCAGGGGCAGCCUGGCCAGCCACCUGCUAUGCCACCCAAUCCCAUGAUGGGCAUGAUGGGCGGCAUGAUGGGCAUGAAUCCAAUGAUGAUGAAUGGCAUGAUGCCUACAGCCCCAGGUGCGGCUGCUCCAGGAGCUCCGCCACCACCCGCGCCUGCGCAGCCGGCUCCAAAGAGUGGAGGAGAACAAAAGAUCUUACCCGGGUUGAAGCCAGGGGAUUGGCUGUGCCCAAAUUGUGGCCAGAACUGCUUUGCCUCCAAAUUUCAAUGUCCCAGAUGCGGGAGGAACAAGCGAGGCGAGGAGGGUGACGUGUAUGUUUCAGAGCACGGCAGGAUUCACCCAGACAUUCAAGAACUCUGUGACGAGUACUACAUUGAAACACGCCACAUUGAGAAGCUCAAUGAGCUUAUGAAAGAUAGGCAUGACACCUGGUAUGAAGACUUGAAGAAGCUCAAGGAGAUCAUGGAGGAGGCACGCUCACCAUGUGGAAUGCUGGUUGUUAAGAUGAAGGAAAUGGAAGAUGGCACAUUUGUGGCAAUUAAUCGAGACAAGAGGAUGCAGCACUUGAAGGAGAAGUUCAAGUUAGACCGCAUCGCUGAGACGCGCUUGUCGGAUAUCUUGGCGCGCUGCUCCGAUGAGAAGAAGGAUGAAUACUACCACGACCUAGAAAGGCACUUUGAAUGCUCGGGCAAACCCUCAGCUACGGCCAUGCUUCUGAUGAAAAAAUUGGCCAACGGUGAACCUCUCGGUCCACCUGGCCGCCCCGGCCCUGGCAGUUGGCUGGACCGGCAACGCAACGGCGACCGCGAGGAUCGCGGCGGCGACCGGGGCGACCGAGGAAACGACCGGCGAGGCGACCGAGGAGGAGGGGGAGGAGGAGGAGGCGACCGUGGCGGUGGAGACCGCGGAGACCGUGGAGGCGACAGAGAUCGCAGAGGUGGCAGGAGCCGGGACCGCCGAGAUGGUGGCCGCGAUGGUGGCCGCGAUGGUGGCCGCGAUGGUGGCCGCGAUGGUGGCCGCGAUGGGCGAGACGAUCGACGGGACGAUCGGCGAGAUGACCGCCGCGAGCGUGACGCUCGCAGCCGCUCCCGCCGCCGGGAUGACCGCCGCGAAGACCGACGUGAUGACCGUGAUCGACGCGACGACCGCCGUGAAGAGCGGGCGCAGCGACCACCUCCUGCAGAGGAGCCAGCCUUUGUCCCGAAGCCCAAGGGCAUGCAACCGCCGGAGAAGGGUGAAGGAUGCAAGGAAGCUGAAGGCCUCACGGGUGCUGCAGCUGCAGCCGCGCUGCAAGCGGGCGCCGAGCGUGUGCGAAAAGAGCUUCAAGCAAAUCUGCAGGCAUACAUUCGGAAACAAAUUGCUGAUGGCAGACCGAUGGAGGAGUGGACAGCGUGACUGUGCAUCUCUAGUUGCAGAACGACAGUGCAGAUAGUGAUGCAUGCAUGUUGAGCUACGCGCUCGCUUUUGGAGUGGAGAUUGAAGGUAGCCAUUGUCCUUGCC